Molecule: messenger RNA, 1130 nt
Organism: Vitis riparia (riverbank grape)
Lineage: Eukaryota; Viridiplantae; Streptophyta; Magnoliopsida; Vitales; Vitaceae
Product: U-box domain-containing protein 36
Exons: 4
Coding region: 171-1001 (276 amino acids)
Source: RefSeq, a predicted model, not a curated record
AGAAUUUCAACUUGUAUACCCACAAAAGAUAUGGAUUUCAGGGAUUGCAGUAAAGGAACCCGUCAUCAUCGGUAGAGGCCUGCUGUCUUCUCCUCUUUCUCAUCAAGACCCUGAAGCAGUGGUCAAACUAAGCAGGUGGGGAUUGCUUUCGCCGUGAAACCUGAGCGAAAAUGUCAGUGGUCUUAUCGGAGCUGCGCGGCGAUGAAGAGAGUGUAGGCGGAGUGGCGUUUCAGAGCGUGCCGGGUCACGGCUUUGGUGGGGUGUGCGAGAUAGAGGAGGAGGAGGAGGAGGAUCCGAAUGAGCUGUUUGAGAUCAGCCAUGGAGUCCGGAUGGCGUCGCUCAGAGAAGACUUUGGAGAGAGUUUGUUCUCGUUGGAUGUGGGGUAUAGGGAGGACAACGUGUAUGUGGCAGUGGGGAAGUGCGAAUCGAGCACGGACGCCCUUGCCUGGACGCUGAAGCACGCUGUUACUCCCUCCACCAUUGUCUAUCUCGUCCAUGUCUUCCCUGAGAUACGCCAUGUAGCCACUCCAUUGGGAAAGCUUCCAAAGAGUCAAGCGAAUCCCUUGCAGCUGGAGAGCCACAUGGCACAGGAAAGAGGCAAGAGGAGAGAACUGCUUCAGAAGUUCCUUGAUAUGUGUUCGUCUUCCCAGGUGAAAGCAGAUACGAUGCUGAUUGAGAGUGAUAUGGUGGGGAAGGCUAUACUGGACCUCAUUCCUGUACUCAACGUAAGGAAGCUGGUGGUAGGAGCAGCUAAAUCCAGUCUCAGGAAACUGAGGACUAGAAGAGGAAGUGGGAUAGCAGAUCAGUUGGUUCAGAAUGCGCCGGAGUAUUGUGAUGUGAAGAUCAUAUGCGAAGGGAAGGAAGUGUCAAUAGAGCAGAUGAAUGGGGUGCCAUCCCCACGUAGCACCAGUGAUGAUUCUCCCAAGCCCAAGCAAAAUGGUGUAGAAGAACAAUACAAGGAUUCCUUUUCCUGUGCUUGCUUCAAACCCAAGUUUCUUUAGAUGUUAAAAGAGACAGGGGUGUCCCUCUCAUAAAUUCCUUGGAAUUGUGUGUAUAGACUCAUAAUAAUGAAAUCAGAGGCUACCCUUUCGCAGGGAUAGCUCAAUUGCGAGAGUAUCAGAUUGAAGAUC